Molecule: messenger RNA, 1221 nt
Organism: Pleurotus ostreatus (oyster mushroom)
Lineage: Eukaryota; Fungi; Basidiomycota; Agaricomycetes; Agaricales; Pleurotaceae
Exons: 8
Coding region: 1-1221 (406 amino acids)
Source: RefSeq, a predicted model, not a curated record
AUGGCCGCAAAGCGUACUCACGACCUCAUCAAUGAGGCCCUCGAACACAUUGGGCCCCGAACCUCAAAGAAGCAAAGGAUGCAGCGUGUACGCAAUGAGGCUCGCAUCGCCCUGGAAAACAUUGAAGAUCAAGGGAAGAUUAUCCCGCGUCUUGUUGAUCUUUACAGGCACCCUCGAGAACUACUUUGUCAGGGGUAUGAACUGCAUCUUGCAGAACAAGAGCCGCCUGUAGUCACUGGAGGCGCACCACUUGCUGCCGAGGUCGUGAGGGAGAAUGAGCAUCUCCUCCAUUCGUAUAAGAAAAUAGUCCAACGGCUGCCACUGUUGCCGAAGAUUAUUGUGGAGUAUCGUAACCUCGACUGGGAUAAAUGGCUAGAUAUGGUCAGCUUGAUCGCCCACGCAACCAGUCAGACACGGUCCAAUGACUCGUCUGGCCUUCGUGACAAGCUUGAAUAUUUCACCACUGAUCCAAAGGAAGUUGUACCACGAGAACUUAGCACGAAGCUAGCGCGUGGAUGGAACCAUCGUUGGACGGCAAAGUUACUGUGCCCACAACGAUAUAUUAGCAAAUUUCUCAAGGAUCCCUGCACACUCAUGCUCAAGGCCCAAAAAGGAUCAAGCAAGAUGCAACACCACACCGACUGGCCUGCAUUCCUCUAUGAUGCUACAGAGUAUGACAAGACCAACCCAGAGUCUGGGUUAUUCAAGAACCAGCCACUCGUCCUUAUCCUUCGGCAUAUCCUGAUCGGCCCAAGUGCUGUGAAGUCAAACACACGGUCUACCUUACCCCGACACUGCAAUGCUAGCAUCCUCGGUAUUUCGGACAUCAACGGACAUCUUGUUGCUUACGCAGCUUGCCAGGCUCGCUUCAUGCUCAACGCGCAGACGGAGUGGACACGAAUGGACGGCAAGUUCGAUAGCUCUGCCUUCUACGAUCGGAUCACCCAUUACUUCAAGACUGGUGCCGAACAAGAUGACAUCAAUGUAAACGAGCUACUUAAGUGGUAUAGAAACGAGGUAUUCAAUAACUCGGGCCUUUCGGGAGACGACGAAGACUCGGACAGCGACAGUGACAGCGAUAAAGAUGGCUCGGACGGCGAGGAUGAAGAUACUCUAAUCCAACGACAACGUGAGCUCCGACGAACGCAACGUGCCAGUGCUGGAGAGGCUACCAUGGGUGCUGCGGCCAAUGCUGGACCGCCAACUGGACAUGGAAACUAA